This is a messenger RNA of Durusdinium trenchii, 639 nucleotides long. The record is from the annotation of a GenBank genome assembly. NCBI's taxonomy places the organism in Eukaryota, Dinophyceae, Suessiales, Symbiodiniaceae.
AGGUCCCUCCUUCGGUGCCCUUGCUGCGUGUCCGGCGCAUUCCAGCCACUGAUGGAGCAGCCGAUGAGGUUCCUUUGGUUGAUGUUGGACAGUCCUGGAACACCACACGUAAUGCGCGGUUUGACGGCCGACCAGGAUAUCGUGCUGGGGUGGAGCUGCAGAUGACACCGGGCGAGCGAGGAUGCGCAAUGUCUCAUGUUCGCUGUUGGCGUGAGAUUGCUGCUGCCAGAAGGCCAAUGCUUGUGAUGGAGGACGAUGCGGUGCCAACAGGAAGUUUUUCUAGGCGGCUGCGCUCCAAGCUGCCGGAGGCUUUGAAGCUUGGAGCCGAUGUUCUUUACUUGGGACACAUCCCUGGUGCACCAUGGAGGGAAAAGAAGAAACCUGGACUCUAUGAAGCUGAAUACCUGUGGACGACUGUGGCCUACAUACUUUGGCCAAGUGGUGCAGCAAAGCUCUUGGAGCUGCUGCCUGUCGAUGAACCUGUGGACAACUUUAUGGCUUGGCAAAUUUCUCAGAGGACGCUCUUCGCCCUUGCCAUUGUUCCGGAGAUCGUGAAACAGGAGCUUCCGUGGGACUUGGCCUCGGAUGUUCCUCAUUCAGAUGAUGUCGUGCUGGACAAUUCAAAAAGUGGUCUUCGCG